AUGUCCCACACAUCUCCUGCUAGCUAUCUCGUCUGGUCCGUCCUAGCUUGUUUACUCGGAUCGUUUCUGCUCUACCAUUUGUGGUCUUUCGAUAGAUUCAAAUGUCUGAAAUGGAACAACGGGCCCAACUCGGGCGCGUUCAAACGUGUCAUGACGUACUCGUAUUUGCUCAGUGUACCGCUGAUCGGCGGCUACGCGAUUGGAUUCACUGUUAUCAAAUACACAGAGGGCUAUGUUAUCUUUGGGCCGCUUGGUAUCAUCCCGAAGCCAUGGCAGCUGUGGGAGCCUGCUGCGAAAGCGGCGAUAUUUCCCCUUACGCUGCUGUUCUCGGUAGGAUGGGCCUGUGAGAUGUACGCCCUCGCUUCUGUCGAUCUUGUUGGGAUGCUGACGCUCUAUCCGCCACUAAGUGUCACGCAUCUGGAAGAGCUCUGCUUCUGGCUCUUUCUCAUCAACGCCGGUUCGAACCAACAGGAUUGGUUCAGAACCUUGUACUUCAAAAUAUGGAUGGUUGGGUCGGUGGUCGCGAUAGCAUACAUGCCACUGGUGACGAUAUUCACGAGGCACGAUCCUCUCAAGUGCGAGGCUUAUACGGCUCUUGCUGGUAGCCUCGGAAGUCUCUCGUUGACCUUGUGGUUUACCCCAGUGCUAUGGACGUUCCCUUCAUUCCUUGAUAACCUGCGCAAAGAGGGUGUGGAUACUCCCACUGUUGUCCGCCUCACUAAAUUCCACGAACUCAAUACCAUACGCGUCAUUUUCCGCUUCCUGUUCGUUGUCCCCCUCCUCAUUCUGGGUGUGGAUGGCGUACGCCCGCAUAACCACAUAAAUGAAAGCAUGUUUGCCACUGACUUUUUGAUGAUGGUUGGCGGCUUCGGUUGUGCCAUUUCCUCGGCAAUCACCCUUGUCAUAUUCUUCCCUCGGUCUGUUGAGGGUGAGAUUGCUUCACGCGAAGCCGCUCGGGAAGCACGGCGGAAACGACUCUACGGUCUCAGUUCGGGGAUGGUUGAGUCGGGGAUACACUCUCAAUCACAGCUCUCAUUGCCUCCGCCGCACCAGGACGCUAAGGCUCGUUUCAGCGGGAGCUCCUUCGGAAAUAAUUACGCCGAACAGACGGUUUCGCUGCCCGUCGUCGAUCCGCGGCGAGACGGCUAUAACCAGAUGUCGCCGUCUUCGAUGUCGAAAUACACGGAAGAGGACGAUGUUCCUAGCUUACCGAGGAUUGUAGCGCCUCUCAGGCCAAAUCGCCACCGACCGAGCCCGAGUCCAGACGUCGAAAUGGAUAGCAUGAAUCCAUCAGCCAUACGUUUGACGGAGGGCAAUCUGUCCCAACACAAUUUACGUGUGGGGAAUGUUAAUCCUAUGGUUCACAACUUCACGUCGCCUAUCGACCUGAUGUAUCAGCCAGCGCUAGGAAAUCUUGACCGUGCCAAUGGAUCAAGGCUUACGUUCACCGCUCCUUGA
Messenger RNA from Pleurotus ostreatus (oyster mushroom), 1458 nucleotides. RefSeq lists its product as uncharacterized. The transcript is spliced from 13 exons. Lineage: Eukaryota; Fungi; Basidiomycota; Agaricomycetes; Agaricales; Pleurotaceae. The coding region runs from base 1 to 1458 and encodes 485 amino acids. The record is from RefSeq and is a predicted model, not a curated record.